AUGCCGCCCAAGGGAACUCCGGCGAAGGAGAGGAAGGAGAAGCUGGCUAACUUCAAGUCGUACGAGGCGCAGUCGCGUCUGCUUUCCGCGUUGGUUGCCACUUUGGGCAACCAUCGCUUCGACUACCAGACGAUUGUCCAGUUCCACGGCGGAGGGGCCACGGCCUCCUCCAUGGAGCACAAGUUUCGGAUUGUCAGGGCCCAGGCCAAAUUCAUCAAGCGCCUGACGGAGGCGGGAAGGGACCCCGGGGACUACGAUGUCCCAUCCUUGAAGCAGGACGCCGGUAAGACUAGUCGCCUCUCCCAGCCAACCGCCGCCGUCGUUUCCGCUGCCACCGCCAUCCAGCAGUACUUUGGGGAGAGCACGCCCGACGGGCUGGCUUUCCAGUUCCGCGGCAUCAAAAAGGGCGGCGACGUCCUCAAAGCGGCUGCCCAAAAGGGCGAGGACCCCGUCGGCGCCUUUGGCGCCCAUGUGAAGGGCGGUGCUCGCGCGGCGAGCAGUGUUCCGGCCACGCCGAGCUCGACGAAACGAGCUCGGUCCACCAAGGCCACCGCGUCCGGCUCGGGCGCCACCCCCACCAGCAAGCGCCGCAAGGCCAUCAAGAUCGAGCCCGAGGCCGAGUUCGACGACGACGACGAUUCGCCCGAGGCCGACUACUCGGAGCUUGACACUACGCCCACCAAGAUCAAGCCCAAGGAUCAAGGCAACGCUGGUCAGUUGGUUCCUCGCUCCGCCUGGGCCAAGCCCGCCGAGAACCCCAAGCAGCCCCGCCAGGUCGCCAUCGCGCCGGCUCCUCCUCGUCGUGUGACGCCGCGUCCUGCGGCCCCCUCGUACACUCUGGCGCCCAUCCCGGGCAUCGGUUCGUCGUCUGACCUACCCAACGGGUACACCGAUCCCGCCACCGGUUUUGGUUACAAUAUUAUCCCUCCUACCACCAUCGCCAGCGCUUCCCCGUCUGUUGCCAGCUCCCCAGCCAUGGGCAUGGCCACCGCCCGCCGUGGUUCCGCGUAUUCGAGCGGCAGUUACACCGCCGCUAGCAGCCCGGGCACUCCGAAUAUGACCUACUCGGACACGGCUCCUGCUCCGACCACGAACAUGGGCCGCCAGUAUCCCUCCGCUCACACCACCACCGCCAUGGCCGACAUCAACAUGGUAGCGCACAACCCCGUGUCCACCACCAACACGUCAUCCUUCAACAUCAACAGGUUCAGCUCCAUGCCUUCUCCUACCCCGUCCACCCAGGACUUGAACACCCCUCAGGCGACCGCCUCUACCAACACGAUGGCUGCUAGCACCUCGGGCGUGCAUGCGACCGCAACCUCGUUCGAGCAGGAUGACGACUUUACUCCCGCGUUCACCGGCCAUGCUGCUUCGACCGGUUACGCCACCACCGGCGGCAACAAUCGGGCGUACAGCAGCUUCGACCAGCGUGAGGCCGAGCUUGCUAACCAGAUGGACUUUGGCGGGUUUGAGGAGCAGGAUGAGGAAGGCGAUGGGUGGGAUGCCGGUGAUAUUUAG
Molecule: messenger RNA, 1518 nt
Organism: Chaetomium fimeti
Lineage: Eukaryota; Fungi; Ascomycota; Sordariomycetes; Sordariales; Chaetomiaceae
Exons: 3
Coding region: 1-1518 (505 amino acids)
Source: RefSeq, a predicted model, not a curated record